AUGUGCACGGUGCCCCGGGGCGGCGGGGGUUGCGGCGGGGGUUGCGGCGGGGAGGGCGGGGUGGGCGGGGGUUGCGGGUGGGGGUCGGGGUCUGCGGCGCGGGUGACGGUGGCGCGUCUGAAGGCGCUGGGGGACGAGCUGCACGAGAGGACGGCGGCGCGGAGGAGGCGGCUGGGCCGCGGGGGACGGGGCCGGGGGGUCCUGCCCUCCCUGCCUUCGUCCCUGCCCUCCCUGCCCUCCCUGCCUUCAUCCCUGCCAUCCUCGCCCCCGGGCUGGGCUUGGCUGUGCGCGGCGGCGCAGGUGGCGGUCCUGGCGGCCUGGCUGCUCCGGAGGAGAAACCUCUAA
This is a messenger RNA of Ornithorhynchus anatinus (platypus), 345 nucleotides long. It is a transcript of the gene HRK, whose product is annotated as harakiri, BCL2 interacting protein. The transcript has a single exon. Gene Ontology annotation, biological process: positive regulation of apoptotic process. The record is from RefSeq and is a predicted model, not a curated record. The coding region runs from base 1 to 345 and encodes 114 amino acids. Lineage: Eukaryota; Metazoa; Chordata; Mammalia; Monotremata; Ornithorhynchidae. Gene Ontology annotation, cellular component: mitochondrion.